Molecule: messenger RNA, 912 nt
Organism: Rotaria sordida
Lineage: Eukaryota; Metazoa; Rotifera; Eurotatoria; Philodinida; Philodinidae
Source: the annotation of a GenBank genome assembly
AUGAAAGAUAAUCAAGAAGUUUGUAUUUAUGAUGAUAUUCGAACGAAUAUUACUAAUCAAUUACAAAUAUGUUAUUUAAAUCAUAUACAAAAUCAUUCGAUUCUUGUUUGGUUUACUAUUGAAAGAUCUCUACAUGAUCUAUUUGAUUCAUAUCGUUUUAUUUUAUAUUCAAUUGAUAAUAUAUUAUUAUCGAAUUUUAUUGUUUCCACAUUAACUAAUUUUACAAAACUUAUUGAUCGAAAUAAUAGUUUACGUAUGUCUAAUCUUGAUUCUGGUCAAUAUGAAGUAUGUGUUGAAUUUCAAAUGAAUUUUACAACAUAUAUUUAUCAACCACGUGAUGCUUGUAUACCUAUUCGUAUAGGUAAAGCAGCGUUGGGAUCAUUAAAACCAAAUCCAGAACCAUUACUUAUUGUAUUAGCUUGUGCUAUAGUAAUAUUUUUUAUUCUCGGUCUUGUUGUUCAAUGGGGAAAAGAAAAACGUAGAAGAAACAAUCAGAAUAAUGAUAAAUCGCGAUCACGUUCAUCAAGUCUUUUUUCAACAUUAUCUUUUAAACCACAUCGUGACCGUCUUGCAAAACUCUUAUUUCAGCGUCAUGUGGAUCAAUCUCAAGUAUCAGAACUGCGUCAAUGGGCACGUGAUUUAACACGUCGACAUCGUAUUUCAACACGAAAACAAAAUUCUAAAAGAAGAAAAUCAGUUCGACAAAAGAAUAAACAUUCUUUUUCAAGAACAAAUUAUUUAUUACAAGAACAACCUCGAACAGAAUCGAUUUCGCGUUAUAGCGUGUCAUCAUCGGAAUCAAAUAUAACGAGAAAUAGUAUUUAUACAAUCUCAGAUAAAGUUCCUCAUGAAAUAACACCUAGAAAAAUUUCAUUUGAUUUAUCAAUAUCAGAAGAAUUUCAAAUAACAUAA